CAUGAAUAUUUUUUUUAAAUUGUGUAGGAUUUCUGUGGAACUACUUGUGAGUCUACACGUUCUAGGUGGGACUCCUUACUGUGUCGCACUGAAACCGGAAGUUGUUGGUACACUGCUGCAAAAAAUGUCCUAGCUAAGCCGAAUGAAUGGAUGUUUGAUGCACUGAGGUGCCUUUGCUCACGACUGUCCAAGAUGACAUGAACCUUUAAGCUCAUAACUAAACUCCACCGCUCCUGUCUUCCACGAUCUCCCGCCUCUGCUGGUCAGGGUACCAUGGCAACGAGGAUGAAGCUGAAGCUGAAGACUGUGUUUGUGCUCUACUUCAUGGUCUCCUUGAUGGGCCUCGUCUAUGCACUGAUGCAGCUUGGUCAGCGCUGCGACUGCCAUGAGCACGACAUGCCCAAAGACCGCACCAUAUCUCGGCUGCGGGGGGAGCUGCACCGUCUUCAGGAGCAGAUGAGGAAGUCGGAGGCGACCAAGCAACCACAGAAACAGCCAGCCAAGCCCACCAUCUUUGUCAUCACCCCGACAUAUGCAAGGCUGGUGCAGAAGGCUGAGCUGACUCGUCUGUCCCAGACCUUCCUCCAUGUUCCUCAGCUCCACUGGAUUUUGGUUGAGGACUCGCCACACAAGACGCCACUGGUGACUGACCUCCUGGUGAAGAGUGGCCUGACCUACACACACCUACACAUGCCCACCGCCAAGGACCGCAAACUGCAGGAGGGUGACCCCAGCUGGCUGAAGCCUCGUGGGGUGGAGCAGAGGAAUGAGGGUCUACGGUGGCUCAGAGAGGACAGAAGGGCUCAGCCCGGAGGAGACAACCAGCAGGGAGUGGUUUACUUCGCUGAUGACGAUAACACAUACAGCCUGCAGAUAUUUGAAGAGAUGAGGAAUACUCAGCGGGUGUCAGUGUGGCCGGUGGGGCUGGUUGGAGGGAUGAAAUAUGAGAGGCCCGUGGUUGAAGGAGGAAAGGUGGUUCGCUUCCAUACUGGAUGGCGUCCCAGUCGCCCCUUCCCCAUGGACAUGGCCGGCUUUGCUGUGUCCCUCAAACUGGUCCUGGCCAAUCCCGAGGCCUGUUUUGACGGCGAUGCACCAAUGGGCUUCCUGGAGAGCAGCUUCCUUCAGGGGCUGGUUACCAUGGACGAGCUAGAGCCCAAAGCGGACAACUGCUCUAAAGUUCUGGUGUGGCACACACGGACAGAGAAGCCCAAGAUGAAGCGAGAGGAGGCUCUGCAGGCUCAGGGACUGGGUUCAGACCGCGCAGUGGAGGUCUGAGGAACACACGCACACACGCACACACACACACACACAUACACACACUGUAAAGCGUAUUCUGCUGUUUAAUGCUGCAUAUGUAACUCUGCGUUGUAAAUACUGUAAAACAGAAAAAAUAUCUGUUAGAGGUCACAUUUAAAUUUAUCUGGUCUUUUUUUUGUGUCAGGUAGUAAAACGUAUGUGUGUGUAUAUAUAUAUUGGGUGAGUGUGUGUGUUGUUCCAACAGUGUAAGUUAGUAUGUGUAUUGGAGUUUGUUUUUUUUUUUGUUUUUUUUUUUGCUUUUUAGUGAGUUAGGUGUAUUUGUCCAGCAGUGCAGUGGAUAUGGACGCUGGAGUUUAAGCAGUUGCCUGCUGGGGGCGCCAGUUUUAAAUUUUGCAAAGCCAUGCUGUCAAACCACCAUGACAUUUUUCCUCAAAGCUGGAGGAACGAUGCAUCUGAUUAUAGGCGUCCAUGCUUGCAUCAGUUGUAGGGUUUGACAUGUUUACUAGUGCUCAGUUUAAAUCCUGUAGUGUAACUCACGAUCCCGAUGGUACUUAGAUAUUUUUAUGGCUCAGCUACACCUGUCUCCAGCCUCCUGUCUCUGAUCUGAUCUGCAACCAGCGUCAUCAGUACAGCCACUAACAUAACUUGACUGAUUUCUGACCGAGAUACGGAGCACUUUAUUCAUGCAUGGCUUCUACUUUUGCGUGAUUAGUAUCUGUAAGACUGUAUUCUAUCACAUAGAUGUUUUUUUUGUCACAUGUCAAAGAACAUCACCGUCAUAGGCAUGAUAAUAAUCUUUAAACAGCCUGUCUAAUCAAAGCAUCUGCAUUUGCUAUCAAGGUAAAAGUAUUGUGGAGCAAAGGUGCUUUUUUGACAGUUAACAAUAUUCAUAACAUACAAAAGC
Epinephelus moara (kelp grouper) is the source of this 2161-nucleotide messenger RNA. It is a transcript of the gene b3gat3, whose product is annotated as beta-1,3-glucuronyltransferase 3 (glucuronosyltransferase I). The record is from RefSeq and is a predicted model, not a curated record. Gene Ontology annotation, molecular function: galactosylgalactosylxylosylprotein 3-beta-glucuronosyltransferase activity. Gene Ontology annotation, cellular component: Golgi membrane. Gene Ontology annotation, biological process: carbohydrate metabolic process; chondroitin sulfate proteoglycan biosynthetic process. The coding region runs from base 274 to 1275 and encodes 333 amino acids. Lineage: Eukaryota; Metazoa; Chordata; Actinopteri; Perciformes; Serranidae. The transcript is spliced from 8 exons.